CCUUCCGGUGUAUACACACAAACACAACACAAAAUAUCGCUUCCUUCUCAUUUCAAUUAUCCCCAAUCUCAUCGCUGAGAAAAUCCAAACCCUUAUUUUCCCUCUCAUCAAUUUUCCCGGAAAAUGAGAGAAAUCUUGCACAUCCAGGGAGGACAAUGCGGGAACCAGAUCGGAGCCAAGUUCUGGGAGGUCAUAUGCGAUGAGCAUGGAAUCGACCACACUGGCAAGUACAGCGGCGACUCCGAGCUUCAGCUUGAGCGCAUCAACGUCUACUACAAUGAAGCCAGCGGCGGAAGGUACGUUCCUCGCGCCGUCCUCAUGGAUCUGGAACCUGGUACCAUGGAUUCCGUCAGAUCCGGCCCCUACGGCCAGAUCUUCCGCCCCGACAACUUCGUCUUCGGCCAAUCUGGCGCCGGAAACAACUGGGCGAAGGGACAUUACACCGAAGGCGCCGAACUCAUCGAUUCCGUCCUCGACGUCGUUCGCAAGGAGGCAGAGAAUUGCGAUUGCUUGCAAGGGUUUCAAGUCUGUCAUUCUUUGGGAGGAGGUACUGGUUCCGGCAUGGGUACGCUUCUGAUCUCGAAGAUUCGUGAAGAGUAUCCAGAUCGUAUGAUGUUGACGUUUUCAGUGUUUCCUUCUCCUAAGGUUUCUGACACCGUUGUGGAGCCUUACAACGCCACGCUCUCUGUGCACCAACUUGUUGAAAACGCUGAUGAGUGUAUGGUUUUGGACAAUGAGGCUCUCUAUGACAUCUGUUUCCGCACUCUCAAGCUUGCUACACCCACGUUUGGUGACCUUAACCAUCUGAUUUCUGCCACCAUGAGUGGAGUCACUUGUUGUCUACGUUUCCCUGGACAACUGAACUCUGAUCUUCGCAAGCUUGCUGUCAAUCUUAUCCCAUUCCCACGACUUCAUUUCUUUAUGGUUGGGUUUGCACCCUUGACUUCAAGAGGAUCCCAGCAAUACCGAGCUUUGACCGUUCCUGAAUUGACUCAGCAGAUGUGGGAUGCUAAGAACAUGAUGUGUGCUGCUGAUCCUCGACAUGGUCGUUAUUUGACUGCCUCGGCAAUGUUCCGUGGUAAGAUGAGCACCAAGGAGGUAGAUGAGCAGAUGAUCAAUGUCCAAAACAAGAACUCUUCAUACUUUGUUGAGUGGAUACCUAAUAAUGUCAAGUCCAGCGUUUGUGAUAUUCCACCUAAGGGUCUUAAGAUGGCAUCCACUUUCAUUGGUAAUUCAACUUCAAUCCAGGAGAUGUUCAGGAGAGUUAGUGAGCAGUUCACGGCUAUGUUCAGGCGCAAGGCUUUCUUGCACUGGUACACUGGGGAGGGAAUGGACGAAAUGGAAUUCACUGAGGCUGAGAGUAACAUGAAUGAUCUUGUUGCUGAGUAUCAGCAGUACCAGGAUGCUACCGCUGAUGAGGAAGAGUACGAGGAGGAGGAAGAGGAGGAGGUUACUGCUUAAGGCAUCUGUCAUUUGUCAAAGUUGUUUCAAAUAUCAUAUGAAUGAUUGGCUUUGAACCUGUGGUAUAAGUUUUAAUUGUGGUGCGGUCAAAUUAGAUUGACUCGUUAAUGUGUAUGCUUAUUAUUGAUUGUUGACAUUGUAUAAACUGUGUCUUGUUGACAAUGCUGUUGUUCUUGAAAUCAAGUCUUGGAUGUUUGUAAUGGUUAAUGAGUAGUAUCGUUUUUUCUUUUUUCUUUCCCCCUUUUGAUAUGUUGAUUACAGUGGCCUCUGAAUUAAACAAUAAUAUUUUUGCCUUUUUCUUUUUAAUUGGCAUGCUGUUACUU
Molecule: messenger RNA, 1784 nt
Organism: Abrus precatorius (Indian licorice)
Lineage: Eukaryota; Viridiplantae; Streptophyta; Magnoliopsida; Fabales; Fabaceae
Product: tubulin beta chain
Exons: 3
Coding region: 124-1461 (445 amino acids)
Biological process (GO): mitotic cell cycle; microtubule cytoskeleton organization
Cellular component (GO): microtubule; cytoplasm
Molecular function (GO): GTPase activity; structural constituent of cytoskeleton; GTP binding
Source: RefSeq, a predicted model, not a curated record